AUGGACCAAGCGAUGAAUGUUAAAGCUGGAAUGAAGUCGCAGACUUUCCGGAACUGUAGACUUCAGAUUGUCACAGGCGAGCACUCGCUUUCCACGCAAGAUGGGGGCGAGUGUGUCGUGGAUGUUUUCGAGGACACAAACAACAACUCGCUCGAUAUUCGCAUACGAAGCGGUGAGUAAUAUUUGUCGACAACAGCGCGUAUUUGUAUAUUCCUUAGCAGCUUUAAGGUGAAAGGUUUGUAACUUAUUUUGUUGACGGUUUUUUCCUGUUCAGGUAAUGAAUACAUGCCUAGUUUUAAAGUUACAAGAGAAAGCGAUCACUGCCAAAUUGGAAGAUUGAGGUAUUUGAUCGACCUACCCGAGCAGAAUUUGAGCGUCCUUCUAAGCUUUACGCAUCGAGAAGGUAAAUAUGAGAGAAGUUUACAAAAAAUAUGUCAAGAUAAAUCCAAGGUUAGGGUGAAAUAGGUGUCUUUCCGCGAACAACGGUUGAUUGCCAGCUAGCUCAUACAUAAUGAAUACGGUUUAGUUAAGCUUAUAUAUCUUUUUGAUGUUGCGAUACUAAUGGAAUCCAUUUCCUAAUAGCUAAUCAGUGGGUUUCUAAGGUGUAUUCCAUUACCACCAAAAAACGAAACCAAAUAACUGAAAAACAAAUACGGCCUUUGAUAAUUUUUUUAUUUACUUUUAAACUACUGGGAAACAAAUAAAAAACUAGCCUUAUCACGGAGAGACAAAACAUAUUUCCAUUUCUUGAAAAUGCAUUAUUAAGAUUUACAAGGUGAAGUGAAUUCCAGUCCCUUAGUGAUUGGUGUCAAUUCGCUCCAUAUACGUGUGUCAAUUCACUUACCAUUGCCAAAAAUUAUUUGUUUAACAAAUGAUGUUGAAUUACUGCGUCUGUUUUACUUUUCUAGUCUUUUUGUAAAUGUUUGUUUUAAACUAUCAAAUGUGACAUUUGUUUGAUGGGUAGUAUUCAUUCAAAAGUCAGAAAAGAUAAUUUAUUUAGUGGUACAUCAGUAACCUUUUCUUCUUAUAACUGUCAUGAUAAUGAAAGAAACAAGAGAGAAGUUUGUGUAGUGUUUUUGUAAGGUAGUUUCAUUAAACCAUGAAACUAAUAAGAGUCAACAGGAAUCACAGCGAGGUGCCACAUGGUAUAAGCUAAGCUCAUGUGGCAUCCUCAUAAAUUUUAUGUGUUGUUGAGUGAAAAAUUUGGCUGCCCCUCAACUGAGAUCUUAGCAAGCAGGAUGCGAAUCCUGGCCUUAUUACAUGUUAUUAAUGGGAGGCCGUGCUCAGACUCGCUUUAUUGAGCUGGGGGACAAUGAUGUUUUGAUCCAUGGGCGGAUUGAGGGGUACUCUGAGGAGACUGCAAACCCCCCCUUUUUCUUUGAAUUUUUUUAUUUUUUUUAAAGAAUUUAAGUAAAAUAAAAUAGUAUCUAUAUAGCUGGCAAGUUUGCCCCCUGCCCCCUUUUUGAAUUUUCUGGAUCUGCCCCUGUUUCCCCUUCUUUUUUGGGUAAUAUUCAGAUAUUGCUAUACACAGGGAGAGUUGUGUAAUUUUAUAGAGCUGCUUUUCAAAAUUUUAGUUUUUUUAUGUCAGAUAAAUCUAGAAAGAGCAGUAGAUCUGCUCUUUGACAUGUAGGACAGCAAACACGUGUAUAUCAUACUUUCCUAGAUGUCGUUGACUUUAAAGAGCUGCUAAACGCAACCACUGGUAGGAUGAAAAAACGCUCAGUUUUCAAUGAAAGAACAGAAAAAGCUUCAGCCAGUCAAUAUUUUCAGGUGAGAAUAAGCAAAUGGCUGCUGGAGACAGGUGAUUGAAGUACUUUUACAGUAAAGUUUUAUUCAUUCAAUGGAUUUCAAAGUUUCCAUUUGAGGUUAAAAUUUUGCAGAAGUUCUUUCAUUUUAAUAUUGAUGCACUUUAAGCAUAGCAUAGCUAUGCAUCCAACUUGCCAGUUAGAACUAGAAUUGUUAUGAUGCUAUUGAUUCUGGUGUGGUUUAAGUUGAGAAAGAGGCAAGCUCUUCUAAACAAAAAUAUGAACUUGUUCUCUUUCUAGCUGUGGUUUAGUUUUUUGUUUGUUUAAAUUUUAUCUUUUAUAUUUUUUGUGGGUAUGAGACUGUAUGGUAGUUACUUUCAAGCAAUGGGAUUAAUUAAAAUUUUAGCCAAUGAUAAAAUCUUUAACCAACAACUUAGUUUUGCAUGAAAUAAUCUUACUGGGGCAUGCUCUUCUAAGUUGCAUCACAAAAAUGCCUGUAAAACAUCAGACAUCACAUGAGUUUAUGUAACAGUGCUCUUCCUUAUUUUCACUCCCUGAAAGGUGUUUAACAAAUUUUAAACUCUCAUAAAAUAAAAAAAACUACGAUUCCAGUCCACCCUAGAGUUUUCUUGUUAAAACAAAGCUCAAACCGAUCUUCUGUUAUUGUUGGUAUUGUCUGGCAUUAUUUUUACAAUAACUUUUUUACACCCUCAUACUGCAGAGAUUGUCAUUAAAUAUCAUCCCAUAACAUGUCAUUCACCAUGUCUAAACAGGGCUUGAAAAAACUUGAAUUCCGGCUUGUCCUUUGGGUAAGCAGCUCUCAAAUUUUGCUCACUCGGGUCACGAUUUUUUUUAGACUAUGACUUCCCUGGACUCUUGCCUAUUGGGCAAGUACCGUAAAGUUCCGAAAGUAACGACCUCUUGAAAGUAGCAAACCUCCAAAUGAAGCAAUCCCUCCGAAAUUAACAACCCUCCAAAAGUAGAGACCUCAAAACUAAUUUCCCUUUUUUCAAAAAAAUGAUGGAUAUGAUAGAUAUCCUGAAGAAAUGCAACACCGAUCUGAGGUAUAUCAACAAUGAUUAUUUGACAAUCCUAUUCACAACUCUUAAAGUACAGGAUAAACACUACCCUUUUUCAAAAGUAUUCCCUUCAUUUUUUUUUGCGAUUUUAUUUUUUGAAGUGCCCAUGUGGAGUACAUGUUUAUGCCAUUCGAAAGUAACGAUCCCCCAAAAGUAGCGAGCCUCCGAAAGUAGCAAUAGUAGAAGGGUGCUAAAUCCAAAAGUACAUGUAACAACUCUCAUUACUUUCGGAACUUUACGGUCGACUUUUAAAGUUACGUGUCCGGCAUUAAAAUCUACUUGUCCCAGACCACUGGAUGGGACUUUUUUCAAGCCCUGCUUAAAGGGUUGUCACUUGUUUCCAUCUGCCAAACUGACAUUUUCCUCUCAGUGGCUCUCACAAGACAUUUCACUUUUCUUCCAUGAAAUUUCUCUGUCUCUUGAAAUUUCUGUUCAUAAAAGUCUAAGUCUCUUCAAUUUUCAAGGAAAAAAAAUUCCAAAUGGCACGAGUAGGAUUCGAUCUUGGAGCAUUGGAGUGCAUCACUUUAACCCCUUCACCACCGAGGAUUUGCUGACAAUGAAUGGUUUGAUUUGAAUAUAUAUAGCAACAACCCUAACGGUAACCCUAACCCUUACUUUGUGUACGAAUCAUUAAUAUGUCAACAUCAGUUUGGCAGAUGGAAACAAGUGUUGACUGUUUCAAGGUCACAGGGUCAAAGCAAGUGAUCUCUGGGGUUGUUUUUCACACAAAUCCUCUUUGUUAGUUCUAGAAGUCCUUUGGAGAACAUGGUAGCAUAUUUACAUUGAUUUCAGGACUAAAUGACUCAUUGUUUUGUUGCAGUUUUAUGGAUAUUUAUCACAACAACAGAAUAUGAUGCAGGUAAUUAGAAGUACAAAUUACUUGGGAAUAAUGGUCUUUUUUUAAAGAAUGAUUAAUGACUGAUCGAGGACCAUGACGAUGAUGUUGAUGAUGAUGAUUGAUGUUGAUUGACAAUGAUGAUGAUGAUCAUAGUGGUAACCAUGGUGAUGACAAUGGCGAUGACAGUGGCAAAGACAAUGACUUUGAUGAUGAUGAUGACAAUAAAAGUAUGCCUGACAGAACUCUUCCUGGAUUGACAUCUUCUUGCUGUUUCGAAAUAAAACUAGUGAAACUGAGGAAAAAAAUUUGUGAUUAGGCCAGUGGCAUAGAAAAUGUCUUAAAAAUUAACACCAUACCCCUCUCACCUCUAAAUGUGGCCAAGGUAAAAAGUCCAUAAAAAUUUCAAAAUUCUUUUCAUACAAUCCUAAAAAGUGAGGAGCUUCAUGCAAAAUGUAUGCAAAGAGGAUUUUCUUGAAUGGUAAAAGUUUAAGUGAUAAAUCACCCUGUCAUAACUUUGCCCAGGGCUGGUUAAGUACUUGCAAUAAUAAGCAAUAUGACUCUUUUUUACCAAUUAGGAUUACAUCAGAACAUCAACAUAUCAACGAGCAAUGUUGCAGAACUGUACAGAUUUUCAAGACAAGGUAUAAUCAGUCGUAAAAAAAGUGAAAAAUGCUUUGUGUUUGUGAAAGAUAACAGAAAUCAAUGUGCAAUUUUGCCAAGUUUAUAUACCAGCAAUACCUUGCUGUAGUUGAAGUUAGCUAUGCACUCUGCACUCUGCACUCUGCAUUAUAGGUUAUAAAACUAUCUGACUUUGUCUGUUUACAGGUGGUGAUUGAUGUCGGUGCUGGCUCAGGUGGGAAUUACACUUUGCAUUGAAAGUUUUACUAGUUAUGAUACAUGUAACCUGUAGGCAACUAUUAUAACUCUCAGCGCUGUUGUCAGCAUGUAUCUGUUUAUGUUUUUUUUCGCCAUUAAACCAUCUGAAUUUUUCUUGAAGGGAUUUUGUCAUUUUUUGCUGUACAAGCAGGAGCAAGGAAGGUGUAUGCUAUCGAAGCCAGCACAAUGGCAACACAUGCAGAGGUACUACUCCUUCAUAGUUGAAAUGCUUCUAACUCCUGUUAUCUCAUACUUCCCUCUUGUGAUGGACAUUUGGAAAGGUUUAAGGUCAAGUCGCCUGAUAUCAUCUUGCCCAAAGUUAUGUCACCCAAAAUUUUUAGUUAAUUUGCCUUUAAUGUUGAGUUAUCUUGCCUGAAAUUUUAUCAUGCUCAACAACAUCGUAACAUCCUUAUUGCACAUUUACUGCACUUGUUUUGUCUCAUCAAGGCUUAAAGAACGAGGUAUAUCACUGAUUCAUUGCACUUGUUUCAUUUCUUCAAGGGUUUAAGAAUGAGAUGUAUUACACCCUUAUCCUGCUUGUCUCGUCCUAUGAUGGUUUAAAGAACAUGAUAUACCACUAAAACUCUUCAUAAUUAAUUAACUGUAUUUUUCUAUGUAGUACACCUGACAAAAUUUUGGGCAACAUAACUCAUCAUUUUGGGUGACUUAACUAAAAAUAACAGGUUACAGAGCUCUGCUUUGGGGCGGCAUAACUUUGAGCACGAUGACUUUCGGGUAACUUGAGCGAUUACUGUUGGAAAUAGAACAAACCUUGUUGCUUAUUUUCCUAAGUUGCAUUAUUUUUCAUGCUCUUCAUGGCACACUCAAGAUUUUGCAAAUCAAAUUGUCAUGUACAUUACAUUGGUAUGCAUGCAUAGCCUAAGGCAUCUGAACAUGUUUGUUUUAUUAUUUUUUAUCUCUCAAUUUCAUAGGCUUUGAUAAAGCAAAAUAACUUGUCUGACAAAGUCAUUUUGAUCCCUGGAAAAGUUGAAGAGGUGAUGCAAUAAGCUGGUUUUAUUUGUUAGUAAAACAAUAAUCAUUCAUGCAGUUGCUUGGUGUACUAAAAAAUCAAAGAAAGAAACGUUAGGAAAACUUAAAUACAAAGUAUGGUCUUGCUGUCAAGCUAUAGAGAUGAGCAGUCACUACGUCAUGGUAGCAAAUUUCUGGAUCUCAACCAACCAGGCAAAAAAAAAAACGAAAAAAAUUGACAUGUAAGACUUUCCUGUGUACGAUUACACUCAGGAAAAUAAAAAUGGUAGCCCAUACUUUUCAUCUAUCGUUGGUCAAUGCAAACCAUUUCAAGAACAAUAAUUGUCGAGAUUCAGAAAAUUUUGCUACCAUGGUAACUUGACAUCAAUCUUCUUCUCUCCAUGAAACAUUACUUGUCAGUGAAAUGGAAUUAAUGAUUGCUUUUAUUUUAGGUUGAAAUUCCUGAGAAAGUUGAUGUAAUCAUUUCUGAACCCAUGGGAUACAUGUUAUAUAAUGAGAGAAUGUUAGAAAGUUAUCUUCAUGCCAAGAAAUGGCUAAAACCAGAUGGUAUGUCAACAUGAUCUGUAGUUACUACUUGUGCAAGAGAUUAUUAUAACUCUAUAUAUCCACUUUUUCUCCCAGCUCCAAUCACCCUUUUCAGCAUUUCCCAUCUUUUUCAUUUCUUCGAUUAACCACAUUUUCUCAUUUCCCAUUUUCUUUCUCUAGUUUCCCAGUUUCAGCUCCCAUUUCCCACUUUUUAUUCUGCCCUACUUCUUUUCUCCUUGUCCCUUCUCUUUGUCACAUUUCCCAGUUCCCAUUCUGUUUUUUGUGUUUGUCCCAAUUCACACCCUUCUUUUUGUCUUUUUUUCGCAAUUAAUUCCUGUCUCUUUCUCCCAUUUCGCAACAACCACCCCAUACAACAAUGAGUUGUUUCCUUGGGAUUAUAUUUUAAACCACAGUCCAACUUUCCUUUAAGCAAAAUUUAUUCCUGAAUUUUUUUUAAAACCUCAAGAGUUCCCUUUCUCAUCAGGGUUGUCAAAAGUAGGCGACUGCUGGUGAAAAUCGCCGCCUCCUUGGUUAGUAGCAGUCUGCUACUCUGCUUGGCAUUAAUUUACGAAUGAUGUUUUUUAAAUAAAAUAUCCCUGGACUGGUCGCUUACUUUGACAACUCAGCCGUCUACUUCAAAACUUUCUGACAACCCUGAUUACUUUUUCUCUUUUUCUUUCUUUUAUUUUUGCCCUUUGUUACCAGGUAAAAUGUUCCCUACCAGAGGAGAUCUUCAUGUUGCUCCAUUUUUCGAUGAUGCCCUAUACAUGGAACACUUCUCAAAAGCUAACUUCUGGUUGGUAUUUGCUGUAUAUAGUUGAAGUAAAUAAAUAAAUAAAUAAUGAUUUGGAGGUCGGAUAUCCACAAAGUGGUUCUUUGUCUACCUGAUUCCUGGUCGAAUUGAAAUGUGGAAGUGUUUUUUAAGAGAGGGGGAAACUGGAGUGCCUGGAGAAAAACCUCUCACAGCAAAGGAGAGAACCAACACAGGGUUGUCAAAAGUAGCCGCGGCUGCCGGCAAAAAUCGCCACCUACUUGGUUGGUAUUUGCCGGCUACUCUGCUUGGCAUUUCUUUAUGGAUAACUUUUUUAAAAUAAAAUAUCCCUGGACUGGCCGCUUACUUUGACAACUCAGCUGUCUACUUCAGCACUUUCUGACAACCCUGCAACAACAAACUCAACCCACAUAUGGUGUUGAUGCGGGGAUUUGAACCUGGGCCACAUUUGUGGGAGGUGAGUGCUCUUACCACUAUGCUAUCCUUGCUCCCCAUAAAGCAGUGGUUACUGCCAUAUUUGAGAUUUGUUUUCAGAAUAAUGAAGUAGGUUUCCAAUCAGUAAGUUUUAUACAUGCGCAUGUUUACUGGUCAAAUUUCACUUCAGGUUAAUUUUGAUGUAACCUAGAUUGAUCCUCAAUUUCCUGUACCUCCUAGCCCUAAGAAACAAAGGAAAUUGAGAAUCAACCUAGGUUAAAAAUUUUUAACCUUGAAACAAAUUUGUCCAGUAACAUUUACGUACUGAAUUGUGUUCCAUAUUAUUUUUUUAGGUAUCAAAAUUCAUUUUAUGGAGUGGAUCUGUCAAAUCUGAGAGACUCGGCCUUAGAGGAAUAUUUUCGACAACCGAUUGUUGUAUGUGAUAAUGUUUUCUUUAUAAAAUGAUUUAAUAUGACUUUUGCAUUCUGAUCAAAAAAGGCCUAAACCUUAAGCUGUAAGGAUGCACAUGAAAAAAAAAAUGACCAAUAACCUGAAUAAACAUAAUCUCAUCAGUUAUUAUUUAUUUAUUGUGUGUUUCUCUCAAGAAAUGUUAAAGUUCUAUUAUUUUGUUUAAAUGGUCACAUCGUGUGAUUUCUCCUACAGCCCUGAUAGUUUUCACCAUGUUAAAAAUAUGUUUUCAUAUUUAACUUUGAGCUUUGUAGGGUCCAGCUUGUAAUAUAGAAAUUACUCUGACUACUAGAAAUACAUAAAUCGCAGGACCUCUCUAAGGGCUUGGGGGGAAUGGCAAGUAAAGCCGAGAAGAAAAUUUACCAAAGUCAAGUGUUUAGCGCAAAGCAUGUAAUAAUGAUCCUUAAAAGUAGAAAUUUUUGGGUGAAAUUAUCUGUUAGAUGCAAAUCUUACUUUUGUGAAAUUCUCUUUAGGAUACUUUUGAUGUACGCAUUCUGAUGGCCAAGCCUGUGACACAUACUGUAGACUUUCUUAGUGCAGCUGAAGAAGAUCUACACAGGUACACCAGCUUUCAUCAGUUGGUAUUGUUUUUGGUUUGUAACUGCAUGUCAGUGGCAUCUUGUAUUCAAUUAUCAGAUCAAUAUUUGAUAUUAAAAGUUCCCAAGUUAUGCACAGUGUAAAAAUCUGUUAUUAUUAUAUCAUUAAACUCUUGAACUAACAUGUCUUGGAGGUUUUUUGUAACCGUUAAUUUGGACGUUAAAAUUUCAGGAUAGAAAUUCCCCUUCACUUUGUAGUACAUUCAGCUGGCACUGUUCACGGUCUUGCUUUCUGGUUCGAUGUUUUAUUUCAAGGUAGCAGGUAAGUUGUUGUGAUCAAAAUUUAUUAAUUUGAUGAUUGUGUGUGAAGUAUGCUUGGCUGAUGUUAAUAUUAUUUUGUAUUAAACAAUGGCAAAAUAAGCUGAAGUGAAGUCACUAUAUAUCAUAUCCUAUUUAAGUUUGACUUGAAUAUUUUAUCAAGCUUUUGAAAUAAAACUUAUACCUAAAUGCACAUUUUUAUCACAUACUUCUUUGUUAAUUCAAGGGUAUUUUGCUGAGUAAAUCCAAUCAUGAUUUUCAGAUACUCAUUACUUAUUAAAAAUUAAUUUGUUUAAUACUUAUAUUAAUUUUUAUCCCAAAUUGUCAAUUGGUACUUAUUUCAAAACUUAUAAACUAUUGUUCUACAGAUUCUUGUCGUUUUUGGUGAUUGAAGAUUGUAUUUUGUUCCUUAUAAAGUGAUGUUUUACUUUGCCUGACAGUGUUCCAGUUUGGCUUUCCACUGCUCCUCAGGAACCCCUUACUCACUGGUAUCAGGUAAAACAGAAUAUUUAGAAUUCUUCUUCAAUAGAGACCUUCUGAUAGGGCUCAAAAAAUGUUGUAAAUUAUGUAGAAAUUCCAAAAGAUUUAAUUACGUGGCAAAUUAAUUAUUAUACACUAAAUUUAAGUUGUUUCUUUCUUUCUUUCUUUAAUGAAGGCUCAUUACAUUGAUUGCGACCAUUAUCUUGAAAGAAAAAACAACCUCUCCAACUUCUACCUCUCUGUUAGAAUCAUUAAUAAUAAUAUUGAUUGACUAGCCCUAAAUCUCUGUCAAUUUUGAUGUCUAAAAUGGCAGGAGACCAUUACUUCCAAGAAUAGUAUCAUCCCUUGCAUUGCAAAAUACACCUGCUUUGUGGGUUAAUUUGUUCCAUAACGAAUUUUCUGUUUUAGGUUCGAUGUCUUCUUCGAAGUCCAUUAUUUGUUAAGGUUGGACAGUCCUUGUCAGGAAAAGUACUUCUCAUAUCAAACAGAAGGUACAGAUGAAUAAUAUUAUUAUUAGAGCUAUGAUCCUUGUUUUAAAAGAAUAGAGGUUGAAACCUCUAAAGGUGAACAGCAGUUUCUCCUUUAAGUAGCCUACUGCUCAAUUAAACAUACUGACUCAAGGUUGUGAGAAAAAAUGGAAAUGAUUAACAAGUGUUGUUAAAAAAAACUUGCAAGUGCCACAUGUAAUGUAUGGAGAACAGUUUGAAGAGUUAUAUGCUUGGUAUCAUAGGUUGCAGAGUGGAGACAUGAUCUAACCUCAGUUAGUAACGUCUGUGAAGCAGCGGUGAUAUCCUUCUUCUGGGCCACAACUGAUUUGACACAUUACCGGAAAUGCGUUUUGAACUUCCCUCUCACCUUAUUGGCAAAUUGACUAUGGCGUUUUGAACAGGCCAAGCAAAAAAUGGUGCAUACUUACUUACUUUACUGGUACACAGGUGAGGGCCCAGAAGAAGGAUUUUGGCACCAUAUUGCUGACGGACUUAUAACCUGAAGUUUAGUUCCAUCUGUGGCACAGGCUAUAUGCUUGGUGAUAUUGUUAAGGUCCUAAAUUAAGAUCAAACAAUGUGUGUUACUUUCUAUAUUAAAUGAAUUAAAUUUUACUCUCCCUUCAUUUUCAUCUACACCUAAUAGACAAAGCUAUGACGUUGAAAUAGAAGUCUCAGUGGAUGGAACUAACAUCAAAUCAACAAACAGUCUUGACCUAAAGAAUCCUUAUUUCCGCUACACUGGUAGCCAAACUGUAGUUCCCGCAGGUACAAACACAGUGUCACCAACUGAACUGUACUGGAACAGCUCCGUAGCCGGUGUUAGUGAAAAUGGUCUGGAUACAGGAUCUUGCGGUGCUCUUAUGGGUAAUGGACUUGGAAUUGGCUCAGUUGGCUCUUAUAGUGGAGGUUGGUAUGACCUGUACUCCCAAAAGUGCUGUCUUCGUGAAAAGGGCUCUCUUAAGGUUUCUUCACGUGAGCCCGGUUGACUGGGCUGGCUCGGUUUUCGGGGUCUCACCUUACCUCUAAAUCCUUAGUAAAAUUUUCAACGUGUUCAUGUGAAUGGUGGGAUCUCGGUAAGCGGGCUGGAAAUUUUGCCAAAUGAACACUUCAGUCCAGUUACCAGGAUGAAAGCAGGAUUAAUUCUGGUUGCCCUGGAUGGCAUCGUCUCGCAUUGCCUGCUGUAUUUUCCACAUCAUAAGCAUCCCAUUUAACUGCAGUGAUACAGCUAUAAGAGUUGCCAAAGCUAUGAAAGGCAUGAAAGUUAUAACUUUGUGUUUAGCUAAGUUUGCUUUGUUUCUUGAAUUUCACGCCAGAACUCGCUCCAGGAUCUUCUGCCUUUUCCCAUCUCGGAAACCAGGCUGAAAUUUCUUAUAUGAAGCCAAGGCGAAAUUGGUCCUGGUAACCCAGCCAGCCCAGUCAACUGGGUGCACAUGAAGAGGCCUUUUUAAUUAGUGUUGAGUCAAUGCUGUGUAACACAGAGAGUGGUCACAAGAAUUAACAAUAUGACAUCACAGGACAAAUUAAAUUGACACUUAAACUAAUAAGAAGUCUACACUAUUUUUAUAGAAAAAUGUAAAGACAGAGGACCAGGGUGCAAAGAAAAAGGAGUUUUUAAAGCUUGUAACUAGCAUUUACUGGCCUGAAAGUCCUUUUAACUAGGCUGGGGAAAAACUCUUUGAUUAAUGAUUAAUUUAUUAGCUUUUUCUCGAUCUUUUUUUUUGGCAUGCUGCAGGAUAAAAAGUUCUUGUGGAGGAAUCAACGUUUUCCUGCCAGGGAAUACAAUGUUUUGGGCUUGUUUUUUGUUAACAACUAGCUGCCAGUAUCAAUUUUUAAGCCCAAAAUCAACUCAUGCAUUAUGCAUGAGCACUGAUCUCAUGAAAGAAGAACAAUUUCUCAUUCCUGACUCACAAAUCUGGAUGAAUGCUUCUUGAGCUCAUGAUGUAUAACAAAAAUACAAUUCAGUUUGCCAAAAAAUAUUCCAAAAAGGUGCUUAAUGUUGACUUUGUACAUCCUAAUAGUAUCACAACAUGCUAAAAUUUUUGCCUUUGAAAUAGCUUCAAAAAUGCUCAAAAGUUGGACAUCUUUCAACAUUUUCGGCAAAGUGUGAGCGUCUUUGGAAAAUCUUUAAAAUGUUCAGAAAAAAUUGCUGGAAGUUGGUGGGAUUAUUUCAUAAAUUCAGGUCAUCACAAGAACAAAUCUCACACUGUUGGGUCAGAAAAAGUUGGCAGGUAUACCUUUCUACCAACUAAUUUUUCUUUAUCAUUCUUUAGCAGGGGGCAUUCUAGGUGCCUCGCCUUAUGCUCUUGGAGGUAUCCCAAGUGGGAUGCCAGUAGUCAGUGCUGUUCCAAAUGCAACAUCCCUUGAAGGAAACUCCAGUCACUAUGUUACAAACAGAUAUGUUGUUGGAAAUCAAGCAGCCAUUGUUCACGGCUACGGUGGAACUAGCUGUGGGGAAUACAUUAGCAGUAAAGGUGCUUAUCAUUCAAUGGUGUACUCGCGGUGAAGUUUGCCUUGUCACAGUGGCCAAGUUGUCUGAAAUCGAUAAUAUUUUCAUCUAUGGAAGUGACUGAGAAGUUCCAUAACCUAAGCAAAUUAAGUACAGUACUGCUCAAUACCUUUGAAAUGAAUACUCCAUUGUGGAGGUUUUUUUUAUGUGGACUAAAAAGUUAAAACUGUCUUGUCAAGCAUAACAGUCUGUACCACGGCUGGAAAGUAGUGCUUGGUUGUUUUUCGUACUUUCCAGGUUUUUUCGCUUAGAAGCAUUCUUUACAGCUCUAUUUUUAGUGCCUGAGGGAAAACAAUGCAAAGUAGGUCAUUUUUCGCAGAAUCAAAAAUGGGUGAAUUAAGCCACUCUGAAAUGCCUAGUAAUCAACCAAAAUUAAUGAACUAGGAGGUACAUGUAGGAACCAGGAGGUAGCUCAUUACAGCUGUAGCUUUCAUUUGAAUGGUCAAACUGUUUUUGUUCACAGACUCAAAAGUUAGGACCACCUUGUAAAGAGUAACAAACAGAACCACAGGAAAGUGCUGUUUAUCAGUUUUCAUACAUAAAAUGGUCCUCAGGCUAGUACUUUCAGACUCAAAAGGUUGAAUUAUGUUUUAUUAUAUGGCUGAAUCCGCGAGUGGGCAAGAUGUAGCAAAUCCCGUGUUCUGAUUGGCUACGUGAAUGGGCAAGAGGGGCUUGCCCAUCUUGUCCGCUCAGGAUUUCCCACAUUGAUCCCUAAAGAAAAGGUUUUCUUUUGGCCAUAUGAUAAAUCCUUUAUUGACCAGGUUUGUUCGGUCAAGAUGGCUGUAUGUUGACCUCAUUCCUUUUUUGCAGUUUUAUUGACCUCAACUUCCUCUCAGUCAAUAAAAAUGCAUUAAAGAACUUGGCCAAUAAUACAACCUUUUUGACCAAACAAGCAUAAUUGGUCAAUAACACUUAUGUAUAAGAUAAUUGACUAUAUAAAUGGGAAAGUAAAAUGGCCAAAACAGUUUAGUUUUACCCUCAAACGUGAUUCUGGAAUGUUAUAAUUUUCAUGUGGCAAGAUUACUUCUUUCUGUUGAAUAGUAACUCUUAUGCAUCAACAAUGUACUUUAAAGUUAAGAUUAGACACGUCAUGUGGCAUAAGUAAUUUUAACUAGGUUUUGCUUUGGACGGGAAAGAGGAUAGUUGUAAAUAUUUCAAGAGUGCUUGGCAUUUUACGAGGUUUGUGGCUUUGUAUGGCACUAAAAUAAUAUAAUUAUUAUGUUUUGCACUGAAUAUAAAUGUGACCAGGGACAUUGUACAUAAUUUUUGAUGGAAAUGCUUUUAUGUCGCUGGGCUUUUAUGUUGCAGUUGUGGGUAUUAUUAUUUUGUCUUCAUUUUGCACGGCAUUUGUGUGAAUCAGACCUAAACUGAUUCAUUUGGCAGCUGUUUACUCUUAAGCUUAACAUAUAGCUUCAUGAUAUUCCUGUGGGAAAAAUUUUUUCACUAUUAAUAAUAAUUAUUAACUGUAAGCUUAACUACAGUAUGAAGAGUUACUUUGGUACUUUUAAUUAAAAUUGAAACUUUGUGUUAAAGAUUAUCUUUUGUAACAUUGUGAAUUCCACUUUUUAUCACUUAAGUUAAAUUAACAGAGAUUCUGUAGGAUAUAGUAUAUUAUUACUAUGCUCUAUAAGUUCAUAUCAAUAUAUUUUACUUCAAGUACAAAAACUGAAAAGC
Messenger RNA from Porites lobata, 13709 nucleotides. Lineage: Eukaryota; Metazoa; Cnidaria; Anthozoa; Scleractinia; Poritidae. The record is from the annotation of a GenBank genome assembly.